Penicillium argentinense is the source of this 606-nucleotide messenger RNA. RefSeq lists its product as uncharacterized. NCBI's taxonomy places the organism in Eukaryota, Fungi, Ascomycota, Eurotiomycetes, Eurotiales, Aspergillaceae. The coding region runs from base 1 to 606 and encodes 201 amino acids. The record is from RefSeq and is a predicted model, not a curated record. The transcript is spliced from 2 exons.
AUGGCCCCUAAGCGAUCGCGCGACGCCGAGAACGGCCCCGGGCACCGAACAGAACAACCGGAGAAGAAGCGCAAGGGCUUCAGUGUUGGCCCAGCCAACCUCCCAGACGGCACAUAUCGUCGCAAGACUCAAAAGAUCAAGACUGAUCUGAUCCAAAAGGCCAAAGUGAAAAAGGCAUACGCCAAGAUCAAGGCUGAAGAAAAUGCGGCUGGAAAGCGCAAAUUCAUCUACGAUACAUACCGCGAGGAAGAUGGCGCAACAAAGGACGACGACAACGGAGAGUCCCCCGAACUUCACCCGGAUCGCGUGGCCAUGUUGAACAAGCCGUCCCCGGAGCCUGCGCCAAAGCCAAAGCCAGAGCGACGCCCCAAAGACAAAGACGGCAAGAGAAGAGAGCGCAAGCCGAAGCCAUCAGCUUUUGCCAAGGAGAUCGAGAUUGCUGAGCAGCGGAAACGGGCCGCCGAGGCGCGCAGGAAGGAGCGGGAGGCUAAGCAGAAAGAUCGAGAGGAUAUGGCACGCGCAAAGCGCCCCGACCAGUUUGGCAAGCGCAGAUUGGGCAGAGAGAGCAAGGUGCUACUGAGUCGGGUGCAGCGCAUGGUUGGUUAG